Molecule: messenger RNA, 258 nt
Organism: Puccinia triticina
Lineage: Eukaryota; Fungi; Basidiomycota; Pucciniomycetes; Pucciniales; Pucciniaceae
Exons: 2
Coding region: 1-258 (85 amino acids)
Source: RefSeq, a predicted model, not a curated record
AUGUCUUCUCAAUCCAACGCUGGUUCCUCCGGUGCUCCUGGCUCUGGCUCGACUCUCUCCCGUGGAAUCAACCGCCAAGGUAAUCGCUGGCGCUCGCUUGAUCGGGUCCCAACGCCCCGAACCGGAACCCGUACCAUUACUCCAACCAGGAUGGCUCCUACUACUACAACAACCCGAAUGGCUCCACCUAUCAUAACAAUGGAAAAGGCUCCGCCACCUACACGCCACCCCCUGGCAAGUAAUCGUGGCGUCUGGUGA